AUGGGGAACGCGUGCGUGAAGAACCAGAAUCCCAACGAGGACAUCAAGACCGAGAAGCUCGAUCAUGUCGGCCCGCUGCGCUCCGUACGGCAGCUCUCCUCCGUCUCGGGGGGCGGCCUGCAAACGGCCGCCACCAUGGACAGCGACAGCGCGCCGCAGCCGCGAGCGUCCAUGGCAUGCAUCAACUCGUCCGCUGCACUUGAAGAGAAGCUCGGCCUCGCGAUUCAGAGGUACAUCAGCACGCACGACACCCAAGUCAAGACGCUCAACCAGAUGAUGCUGCUGAUGCCGCAAAUCACGGAGGGGUUCCACGAGUGCGAGGACCUCUUCCGGGACUGCGACGUCGACCGCGACGGCCGCCUGAACCUCCAGGAGUUCCUCGGCGCCCCGGGCCUCCUGUCGAGCGGCGUCACGCUGCGGGAGCUGCGCGAGCUGUUCGCCGAGGUCGACCUGCAGCACACGACGAAGAUCACGAUCCGCGAGUUCCUCGCGCUCCUCACGCUCUUCCACAUCCUCGACGUGACCGACCAGGGCGGGGGGGUGUUGACCCCCGAGGCCGACGCCCCCGUGCCGACCACGCCGUCCGGGCGCGUGCCCGCGAUCGCGAAGGACUCCCUCCGGAACUCCCUCGACCUCGCCAUCUGGUCCUACCUCCUCUUCGACGCCGAGCAGAAGGGCUUCGUCACGCAAAGCGACGUAACGACCACUCUCGCCGAGAUCGGCGUGCGCGCCCCGGUCGGCCCGCAGUCCUCCGUCGGCGCGGGCGUGCCGCGGUCGAGCAACAUCACGGACGCUGGCGCGGCGCCGACGAGCCUGGUCCCGUCGAGCCUGCGCGUCGGGUCGCGCGGGCAGAGCACCGUGAGCGUCGACAAGGGCCCGCGCUCGGUGGGCGCGGGGUCGCGGUCGUCGAUGCAGGAGGUGUGCGAGCAGCGCUUCAAGGAGAUGACGCACAGCUCGAGCGACAAGGUCACCUUCGUGGACUUCGUCAUCUCGCUCGGGUCGUGGUGCGGGAUUGAGGAGUCGGACGGGGAGUACGAGGACCCCAACAACUCCUCGAACUCGGUGCACGGGCCCGUGCGGCGGAUCUUCCGGCGCCGGCGCACGCCCACCGCGUCGACGCCGAAGCCGCAGCCGGCGUACAGCAUCCUGAAGGGGGGGCGGCAGUCGACGGGCGGCGACGAGGAGCGGCGCCGGCGGAGGCGGAGGCGGAGCCUCGCGGCGCAGCGGCAGGCGUCGCAGCGGUCGCAGUCCGCGGGGGGCGAGAAGGCGAUCGGCGGGCGGUCGGUGAGCAUGGGGGCGAAGGGGGGGCAGAAGGCAGGCAACGGGACACAGCCGGAGGACGCGGUCGGGAGCGGGGCGCGGGCGAUGCCGCGGAUCACGUCCGGGGAUUACGAGGAUGACGAGGGCGAGGCGAAGGCGACGAGCCGCGUCUGA
Messenger RNA from Pedinophyceae sp. YPF-701, 1434 nucleotides. Lineage: Eukaryota; Viridiplantae; Chlorophyta; Pedinophyceae. The record is from the annotation of a GenBank genome assembly.